GCACCAUGUAAAGCAAUGAUCCAGCUCGGGCUGUCAGCAAGCACACGAGUAUGGGGUGCUGGCAGCAGCGAUGCCAGGUACAAGCACAGAGCUGGCUGCGUCAUGGCUGCAUAUUAAUUCUGCUGGUAAUGAUUGGCUCCUGUCUAAUGUAUCCCAUCCUGAAGAGCGCUUACUCUCACAUUCACUCUGCACUCACUGGCAGUUACAUUGCUGGAACCAGUUCGGUCGCAUUUAUCAACUGCCCAAAUGAACAGAUCGCAAAAGAAGUCGCCAGGGGCAUUUUGGAGAAAAAAUUAGCUGUAAGUGUAAAUAUCAUGCCAAAGACCUCAUCGCUAUACAUCUGGAAAGGUGAAAUAGAAACAUCUACAGAAAUACUAUUAGUAGUGAAAACAAGCACUGCAAAGAUUUCCGAAUUAUCAGGUUACAUAAGAUAUGUUCAUCCAUUUGAAAUGCCUGAUUUUAUCAGCAUCCCGAUAGAACAAGGAAAUCCGGAAUAUCUCAGGUGGAUGCAAGAAGUUUUGUUGAAGAACUGAUUAUAAUUCAGACAAUAAAGGGGUCUAUGAUUAGCUGACAAAUGUCACACUCUUGUUAACUUCAGCUGGGGCAGGUUAUGAAGAAACAUAAAAUAAGUGACUUUCUGACUUCUAAUCUUUAGCCGCUAAUAAAUACUUAAUAAUAGAUUUAUUUCCCUGCUAGCUAAAGGCAAACGGCAAAGAAAAAACCUCCACAUAUGCAAAAUAUUCUAAUUCUCUAAUUAAAUUGCACAUUUAUGUUUUGCUUUUUUGUUCUAUUAAAAAAAAAAAAUGAAACCAAA
This is a messenger RNA of Bombina bombina (fire-bellied toad), 814 nucleotides long. Its product is annotated as protein CutA homolog. Gene Ontology annotation, biological process: response to metal ion. The record is from RefSeq and is a predicted model, not a curated record. The transcript has 6 exons. Gene Ontology annotation, molecular function: copper ion binding. NCBI's taxonomy places the organism in Eukaryota, Metazoa, Chordata, Amphibia, Anura, Bombinatoridae. The coding region runs from base 51 to 533 and encodes 160 amino acids.